This is a messenger RNA of Epithele typhae, 498 nucleotides long. RefSeq lists its product as uncharacterized. The transcript is spliced from 3 exons. The coding region runs from base 1 to 498 and encodes 165 amino acids. The record is from RefSeq and is a predicted model, not a curated record. NCBI's taxonomy places the organism in Eukaryota, Fungi, Basidiomycota, Agaricomycetes, Polyporales, Epitheliaceae.
AUGAAGGUCACCUCCAGCUCGUCCUUCGUCUUCGCCGCCGCCCUUGCCGUCUCCGCGUCCUCCUCGGCACUGGCUGCUCCCACCGCCGACGCUCCCGACUACUCCCCCGGCAAGGACAGGUCGGCGGUAGAGUACCCUUCGAAGGCUUACUCAGACCACUAUGACGACAAGUACUCCGACAAGUACCAGUACCAUGACGAGUACGAGCACUCGCAAUACCGCCGACAGCUUCCCAUCCUGGACCUCGUCGGUCUUCUGGGCAGCAUCCCUGCCGUCGGUGGCCCCCUCGAAGGUCUCGUCAAGACGAUCUUGUCCAUCCUCAACCUGCAGCAGAAGCCCGCUGGCGGCGUCCAGGCCGAGAACGCUGCUAGUGCGCCCAGCCCGGCCCAGCUCUCCGCCCUCAUCACCGCCCUUGCACAAGCCCACUCGCAAGUCGUCUCUCUCAGCGGCCUCCCCGCUGAAGACAGCGCGAUGGCACCUCCAACUCGAACGCGUUGA